GCACUAGCAAAUCGAAGAGCAUGGCGACAACUACAGCUAAUCACUAUCACCAUUCGACAGUUUCUGAAACAAUCGACAUGCAACAGCACUUUGACAUCAAGUCCUACAUGGCGACGCCUGUCAACCAUGCGCCAGUUCACCAUCAACAAUGGCUAGGUUGUAUUGACACCGCGCCGGCGGCUGCUGCCGCAGCAGCCGCCGCCUGGACAAGUUCGGCAGAUAUGACGGCUUUACAUCAGAGGCAGACUGCUGCAGUCUCUCAACAACAUCAGCAUCCUCAUACUCAUCAUCAGCAACUGCACCCAGCUUAUGCCGCUUCUUGGUCUCCACCACCGCCAACAUCAGCUCCUCAUCACCUUACUGCUAUGAAUGGUGGUCAAUUACAACAAUACGGAAAUGUUAUAGCAGGUCAACACCAUCCCAGCGUAAUGCAUAGUCUUGUGGCAAGACAUGAACAUGCAAUGGCAGCGGCUGACCUUCACCACCAUGAAGGUUUAAUGAAUACUGCUGCUGCAGCUGAAACUGCCCAUGAACACCCACAUCAUCCGUCCGACGAUGAUUCUCCCUCGUCCGACGAUCUUGAAUCCUUUGCCAAGUCAUUUAAACAACGACGUAUUAAACUUGGCUUUACUCAGGCCGAUGUAGGUCUCGCAUUAGGAACCCUAUAUGGUAACGUGUUCAGUCAAACGACAAUCUGCCGAUUUGAAGCUCUGCAGCUCAGUUUUAAGAAUAUGUGUAAACUAAAGCCCCUGUUGCAUAAAUGGCUAGAAGAAGCGGAUAGCACUAGCGGAUCGCCAACUUCUAUUGAUAAGAUUGCCGCACAAGGAAGGAAACGUAAGAAACGUACAUCAAUAGAGCUCAAGAAAUCUCCGCCAUCGCCGAUCAACUCCAACUCGAAAAGGAAGUGGUCCGAGUGUGGUUUUGCAAUAGGCGGCAAAAAGAAAAAAGGAUGACUCCACCGAAUUUGGGCCCUAAUGGUGAAAUCCUAUUACCUGAUUGCGCAGCUUCUCCAGUACCAUCUCCUAGCCCUCCGACAACGACCACCUAUCAUAGUCGAGGAUCACCUUUAAUGUCACCACAAUCCGCCUGCCAGCAUGACCAUAUAUCGCCUCCUUCCUCUUCCUCGCCUCACACUCUUCUUACGUCAUCGGCCUCCCAUCAAACUGUAGUCAACUAGUACGAACGUCUCCUAGUGACGGCACGUCCAACUCACUGUUCUGACGUUGCGCACGCAAACAUUGCAGUGGCCAAAUCACGGUGAAGCGCUGCAGCGCCGGAUUGCCUUUCUCCUAUAAACCUAUCUAUAUCGACUCCUGUAUGUAUAGAAUUUAUAUUACUAGUCAUACGCGAUAUAUGCAUGGGUAACAAUAUAUAUAUAUAUAUAUAUAUAUAUAUAUAUACAUAUUAUAAUGUACAUAAACGACUUGCUGCUUUCUUUUCCGUGUCCAUCCCAUAUAUUUAGCAUGCACGUGUAUAAAUGUGAAAUAUUAAUUUUGUGCAUCUACAUAUAUAUAUAUGUAGUAAAUUGUGCAUAUAUGUAUAUGUAUAUGUAUAUGUAUAGGUAUAUGUAUAUGUAUAUGUAU
Messenger RNA from Dimorphilus gyrociliatus, 1583 nucleotides. The record is from the annotation of a GenBank genome assembly. NCBI's taxonomy places the organism in Eukaryota, Metazoa, Annelida, Polychaeta, Dinophilidae.